AUGGAGGAGAAGAAGAAGAACAGAGUUUUAUCAUCAAACUGUGGGCUCACUGCUCCCUCUGCUCUGCCUCACAGGUUCACCGUCAGGGUCUGCAGCCGCAACAAGAACCAGAACCAGAACCAGAACCAAGGUGUUUCUGGGUCAGGAGACAUGAUGCAGCAAAUCAUCCGUCAGGUUUUUAACCCUCGCCUCCAUGACAAAUAAAAAACUCUCCAACAGAGGAGCAGGAGGAGGAGGAGGAGGAGGAGGAGGAGGAGGAGGAGGAUGCAGCAGAGAUGUUCUGGACCGGCUCCUGCUCCAGUUUUUGGAGAUUCUCCUUACAUAAGAGGAGUUUUUAUCAAAUGUAGGAGGAUCAGAGGAGUUUAACCACGAACAUCUGCAGGUUGACGAUGUCUGCAGCCGCUCCUGUCGGCGAUAUUGUGUCGUAAACAUCAGACAGACUCAGCUGCUGUUGUUUCCAUCAGGAGAGAAUCAAACGCUCGUCUGUCGCACUGCUGCAGCGAGAGAGAGAGAGAGAGAGAGAGAUUAUCGCACAUUACUGCCCCACAUGUGACAUUCCUGCACAGCGCCGCCUCGGCCUCGUAUGUGAUGCUGUCUCCAUGGAAACGGGAGGAGAUUCAGGGCAGGCGUUAUGUAAAAUGGAGUCCGAAAUAGAAGCAGAGACUCGAGUUUGUGUGAAGCCGACGCGAGUCCUGAACGUGAGCGAAACAUCGGACUGAGUCUGUGAGGUUAGCGCGCUAACAUCGGCGAACGAUCGUAAACUCAGAGAGUCGUCAGGUCUGCAGGAUUUCAACACUGCGUUUGAGUGACCUCAGAGGUCGGAGGUUAAAAUGAAGUUUUAGUUACAAAGUCGGAAAAAAGCAAAAUCGGAAUUCUACGAAAAGUGAUUGUAGCGCCUUCCUCGUCCAAAUUUACUGCAAGCGCUUAAAAUAACUUUGUGUGUGAGAUUCUGGAUCAUAGGAGAGGUGUGGUGGAGCAGGUUCUUCUGGGGAACUAGCCCCGCCCACUCUAAUCACUGCAUAGAUAAUGAGGUUACAAACUGAGAGGCUGCACGACUCAGACAUGUUAGGUCACAUCAGGUCUACGUCGUCUUAACCACGGAACACCAUCAGGAGGAGAGUUCGGGUCUGAACUGGUGUUUCUUCAGGACAUCGCAGAUUCACGACUUCUAAUCGAACAGUCUGAGUGUCCCCGAGCGGCCUCUGGUGGUGGUUAGAGGAACUGCAGCGUUAAGAAUUAUCGAUAUUCUCUCCAUCAUCACCUGCUGAUGCUCCAACUGCUCACGUUUGCCCCAGGACUGACAGGAAGUAUGAAUUAUGUGACCAAUCAGGCGAUCCGGCUGUAAUCCGGCGGUGAUGGAUGACGGCGGCGGCGGCGGCGAUGGCGCUGAGGACAGAAAUCCUCACACAUGUUCGCAUGUGGCGACUAAAUCAAGAAGCAGAGAUGAUGGAAGUAUGUGUGAGGAGGCGAGGGAAGAGAGGCUGUUGCCAUGGCGCUGUGCCACGUUCUGCUCCCUCCACCUGUUACACACACACACACACACACACACACACACACACACACACACACACACUCUGGUGAAGCUAUAUGAGCGUUUUGGCGUCAGAAACUCUCCCGUCUGUGGUUUCUGUCGUCUGCAGCUGCUGACUCACUCUUAAUGCAUCUGUUAGAAACAAAAAAGAGACGGACAUUCAAAAAGUUUUUAUCCUGAUAUUUUUGAUUCAUGAGGGACAGAUUUAAAGGGAUAUUCUGCUGUAAAAUUAAUUCAGGCUCAAACCCACCGUAACACCGAGUUAGACCCCCCCUCCAGAGAUGAAUGUUGUCGACUGCUUACGUUUCUCCACCUCUGUAGUCUAUAAGCUGGGCCAAUAAACUUCUACUGUAGAAAAAUGAAAAGGUAAAGGUGUUUUUAUUGAGCCGAAUUAUCAAUAAAAUCAUGAUUUUGUUAACAGGUAUGGAUUUAUGUGCUGUUGAGUUAAUAUUUCUGAACAAGAGCACAGUAAAGUUAAAUCAGCUAAUUUUCCAAUGAGGUUCUGUUACUGAACAGAACUACACCAUGAUCUACUGAGGUUAGUACAUAUAUGGUCACAGCCAUAGUACUAGACACCAAACAUCUUUUUAACUUUGACUCAUUUCUUUAGCAAAGAGACUAAACACAACUCACCUACUCUCUUCCAGCAGACGCUUGUUUGUAGAGAGACCUCAGGCCAGUCCAUUACAGACUACAGCGGGGUGCCGCAGCUCAAGGAAGACCAAAGUUAAAAGCAUUAUGCUGCAUUAUGUCUCAAAAACGACAGUUCCUCUGGUGUCCACUAGAGGUCGUGUCCAUCAGUGAGUCAGUCUCUGUAGAGACCGUACGACUUCAACCUGACCAAUGACUUCAGAGCAGCUGAGACUUUAAAGCUGCGUUCCAGUUUCCUCGGAGGUCUGAUGUCAGAGCUGGGAAUGACGUUACACCUGAGUUGACGACGCUCCAGUAAACAAGUCAGAAAACUAAGAUGGACGCCUACAGUUAGCUGUUGUCAGUUAUGUAAAGAUCACACAGUAUUUUACUCGUACAAACACCACAUCAGCGUGUUCUCAGUUAGACGUUGGGCGGUUCGACAUAAACCACUUUUUUAAUUUACUGUGAAGGUUUAGAGACGGAGAGAAGAGAUGAUCUUCAUGUUGAAGGAAAAACAGAUUCUCAGGGACAUGAAGCCUGAUAAGACCAAGGCUGUUUGACCAGGAAAACACACACACACACACACACACACACACACACACACACACACACACACACACACACACUGACACACACACCUCUGACCUCUCCAAGGACUCUCUCCCCCGUAGGAGAUAAAACCAGAACUCCUCCGUCUCCCUCUUCAUUCUCCUCUUCAUCGCAGACAUGCUCACUCACCUCCUCUCCUCUCUCCUCUCCUUCAUUCCCCCUCUUUUCUCCUUCUCUCCCUCCUUCCUCUUCUUCCUCUUCAUCAGCGGAGUCACCGCAGUCGUCGUCUUCCUCCUGGUCCCUAAAUCCAGACCUCGGUCCUCCAUCCCCUGCCUGCCGAGGAUCCCUCUCCUGGGCAGCCUCCCCUGGCUGAGUGGAGACCUCCCCCCUCACCUCCUCUUCACCCGGCUCACCCACAGGUGAGGAAACUCCCACACCUGACGACGACUUCAUGUUCACGUUUGAAAAGACGAUCUCCAGAAAUCAGGAUUAUUGAGCUGUAGUUGAUGAACUGAAGGACUUUUAUUUUGGAGGUGCCUUGGACAUGUUGAGACUUUUACUUUGUUGGAGUUUUUUUUAUGUUUUGAAAAAAUCCAAAGAUUAAAAAAUAAAAGAACUCACUAAUAAAAUAAAUGACUUGUUGUUCUGAGGGACUUUUAUUUUGGAGGUGCCUCGGACAUGUUUCGAUACUUACUGACAAGAAAAUGAAACGAGGAGUUGAUUGUUUUAAAGGACUUUCAAAGAUUCGUUAAAUUUAAAAUUGGCGAAUGUUUGGGAGGACUUAAAAAAAAGGAAAAUGAAAAUUUUAAAAAGUUUGAAAGACUUCAAAGAUUUUUUUUUAAUUUUUAGAGACUUUUUCGGUAUUUUCAUCGGCAUUCAAAUUUUCUGGAGAAAUUCUAAAUUUUUUUAAAAAGACUUUGAGUUAUUGUUCAUUUUGGAAGAGAUCUGUUUGAAUGUUCCUGAGGUCUUUUUAAAGUUUUCAAGGACCAGAAAAUGUUAGAAAUGUCAGACUUUUGUGUUUCCGUUGAUUUUUGAAAAUAAUUAAGAAGUUUUAAAUGUUGAUUUUUGUUGAUGUUUGUAAAAUCUAACCCUUUAUUGUCUUUUGUAUCACAUACAUUUUUGAUACUUCUAUCAAAUCAAUAUGAUCAAUAAAUUACUCUUGUAGUUUAACAGUUUCCAAAACCAUCUGAUGAAUCAAAGAGAUAAAUAAAUAUAUUUCUUAAAUUUUAAGGACAUUUUGAUUUCUUUGUUUUUCAGUAGUAAAUAAAAUUUUAGCUCCAAAAAAAUUGAAUUUUCUGACCAUAAUUUUUGUUUUCAGGCAUUAAAGGGUUAAGGCCUUAUUCAUGUUUUCUCCUCCCCUCUAAUGAUUCUUGAAUGUUUUGAUUUCCCGCCAUAAAGAUGUUGUUGUUGUUGUUGUUGUUGUUUUCACGUAAACAGUCGUUGAAUUUACUGAAGUUUGAUUCGUUUCAUUAAAUCCGUUUCGCUCUCAGGUACGGCUCCCUCUUCGCUCUCUAUCUGGGUCCUCACUUCACCGUGGUCGUCAACAACCAUCAACACGCCAGAGAGGUCCUCCUACAGAGAGGGAGGGACUUUGCAGGGCGACCGAGCAUGGUGAGACAUGCUGCAUGAGAAAGAGAGAGAGAGAGAUCUAUGAUUUAUCACAUACAGAGGUGUCCCACAGGGAUCCUUCCUGGGUCCUCUGUGUUUCAAAAUUCACACAUUUAACGUUAUUCUUCCGGUAAACGACUUUGAGAUCCGUCUUUAUGCAGAUGAUACUGCGCUCUGUUUUUCUGCUGACUCUGCAAAGCUCCAUUUAACCCCCAAUUUUUACCGCCACCGAAUGGCGUGGAUUUUCGCCAUCUGCCAAUUCCUACCAGAUCCAUUUGUGAGGCGAAUUUCGUGGCGGAUUACCGACAGUAAGAAUCGUGAGAACUCACAAGAACCCGCGGAAUUCCGGCAAUCGCGCAAUAUCGAGUUGUCUCUCUAAAGACAGACACAUAGACAUAUAAGCAGUAGAUUCUGUCCUACCAGAGGAGGAAAUCUACUUCUAGACUUCUUCUAGAACUCUUGUGAUCCUCAGAGGAACGGAAAGAAGUCGGUGUAAAUUGACACGUUAACUUGAAUGGUUACGAUCAUCUACGAUCGGAGGAUACGACCUUUUAGGAGACGAUCAGGAUGAAGGUGGAGGUCGGGGGUCAGAGUAAUGUGUCCUUGUCUUCAGGUGACCACUGACCUGUUGACCAGAGGAGGUAAAGACAUCGCUUUUUCCGAUUACUCUCCGAUGUGGAAGAUGCAUCGUCGCCUCGUCCACAACUCCUUCACGCUGUUUGGAGAGGGAACAAACCGUCUGCAGGACAUCGGUACCCUACGACACCCCUACGAUACCCUUCAUUUCCAAAAACAUCGUCCUCUGAUAUUUCGUAAACCCGCCUCUUUACCGAGUCUUUACUGUGUCCUCUGUCCAACAGUCCUGUCCUCAGUAGACAGUCUCUGUGCGGAGCUGCUGUCCAGUGGUCGCCGUGGCUUUGACCCAUCUCCAGCUGUGACGAGGGCCGUCACCAACGUUGUUUGCACGCUGGUGUUCAGUGCUACAUAUCGCCAUGGUGACGCCGAGCUGCAGGAAGUGAUCCGGUACAAUGAUGGCAUCGUGCAGACGAUAACGAGAGGAGGGCUGGUGGACAUUUACCCCUGGAUGAAGGUGCAGUCAGAUCUUUUUAAACCAUCUCUAAGAUAAACUCCUGGGUUCUAGAACCUGAGGUCUGGUUCUGUCUCUCAGGUUUUUCCAAACGAGUGUCUCAGAAAACUGAAGGAGUGUAUCAUCAUCAGAGACCGACUUCUGUCUCAGAAACUGGAGGAGCACAAGGUGAAGUCCUCACACACACUCAGUCCGUUUCCAUGACACUCGAGAAAAACGAAUUAUCGGCUUAUUCCGAUAAAGACCGGACAACUAAAGGUCAUGUAAACACCUUAGUCUGAUUUUCUCUACCAUGUAACCAGCGUAGUUGGAGUAGUCGGUUACAGGCCACGCCCCCGUAACCCCGUAACAAACCCCCAGAGUAGAGGAGUAGCGUUGGUCUCAUCUUUAGAAAAAGUAGCGCGUCCAUCAUGUCGGACAAAAACAACGCUGUACGAUGCUCCAUCUUCUUGUUUCUCCAAAAUGCCCAGCAGCAGUUGUAGACACUUCUGACGUCUGACACCGACCUGCUGUUGUUGUUGACGGUUGGAUGGGGUCGGAAACAGCGCCGCUGAAAAGACCGGACAGGUUCACGUCAAUAAUUCAGUUUCCUCAGCUGCAUGUAAACGAGGACGAGGAGAGAAGUCUGAUUCAGAGAAAAAGACGAAUUAUGAGUUUAUUCUGAUUAAACUGAGACUGUAAACUAGCUGAGUGAUGUCUCCGAACACUUGAUCGAGGAGCUACGACAACAGUUCGUCUUUAGGAGGUUCUGAUCGAUGUCGGAGGAUAACUCCUCUAGUUUAAAAUAAUCCAAAUAAAAUAUCUGGAAAACACGUGAGAUUCAGAAUUUUUCACGUUUUUUGAAAAUUUAUUUCGAGGACAUUCGAUCAAAACACUAAAUCUAAACAUUAGAAACAAACAUCAGCCGAUCGAUAAAUUUGUUGAACAAGAUAUUAAGUCUUAACUUGUCAAACUGAUGUUGAAAUUAUUUUGUUGUUGAAUUAGAAUCACAACUCUUUAAAAAAGUUAUUAGUUUGGGUGUGAUUAAACUUGCUGAACAAGAUUGUCCGAAACAAAAACAAGAUACCAGCUAGCCAAACACACAUGAUACUUUUAAUGAAAUCUAAACUUGAGCAGCUCAAACAAAAUGAUGAAAAUAUUUUUGAAUUUAAAAUUUGUUUGAACUUUUUAUUAAAACUGUCACUUACUUGAUCAAGAUAUUCAGAGUUGAACAAGAUUAGGAUGUGUCUCUUUUGUCACCUGGAUCCAGGCGUUGCUGAGUGACGGUGACCCCUAUGACCUUCUGGACGCCUUACUAAAGGGUAAGAUGGACAGUGGGCGGGGCCAAGGUUCGUCUGAGGGGGAAAGGAUAACAGACGAUCACGUCCUGAUGAUCGCGGCGGAGGCUUUCGGAGCCGGAGUGGAGACGACGUCCACCACGCUGCUGUGGAUUCUGGCCUACCUGCUGCACCACCCGGAGGUCAAACAGGAUACUGCAGCUUACAGCUCACGAUGCUAAUUCAGGACGAAGACAGAAUGAAACUUGUUUCUUAUCGUUACGAUCCGUCCGUCUGCUCAUUUUCUGUAUCAUAAAAAAAUCGUUGCUCAGUGACCUGUCCACUUUGCCCCGCCCCCUUCAGAUACAGGAGCGCCUGCAGAAGGAGUUGGACGAGAAUGUCGGCGGUGAUCGACCGGUGUGUAUGUCAGAUCGCGGCCGGCUGCCCUACCUGGACUGUGUGAUCAACGAAUGCAUGAGGAUCCGCCCAGUCAGCCCAGUUCUGAUCCCGCACACCGCCAUGACUGACAGCAGGUCGGCCCACACGCAAAUCUCAAGUUUCUGAUUGGUUGCUGACGUAAAACUAACUUCCUGUUUUUGUUUCUAUGAUGAAAUGCCGAAUUUUUAGCUUUGAAGUUUUUUCCUGAUUCGCAGCAUCGGGGGUCACCCUGUCGCCUGUGGGACUCGUGUUUUGGUCAACAUGUGGUCGAUCCAUCACGACCCCGAACACUGGGAUGACCCGGACCUCUUUAACCCGGGUAACACACGCGUGAAAACAAACAGCUGAGAGUUGAUAAAUGUUUAAACCCCGCCUUACGACACUGUCUCUGUCGCUUUAUUUUCCAGAUCGUUUCCUUGACGACCAGGGCCAGCGGGUCACUCCCCCCUGCUUCCUGCCAUUCGGGGCGGGGCCUCGAGUGUGCGUUGGUGAAUCAUUGGCCCGUCUGGAGCUCUUCCUCUUUUUGUCCUCUCUGCUCCAGCGCAUUAGCUUCAGUCUGCCACACGGGGAUCCCCCACCCAACCUGCAGGGGCGGCUGGGUGUGGUUUUGCAACCUUUACCUUAUAAGGUUGUUGUCUCUCCCAGGGCGGGGUGGGGAGGGAGGGAAAAAUAAAGAGGGGCGGGGCCACAAUGUGUUGAUUUGCUUUAAUUUCUAACAAGUGAAGAUCUGGACCUUCUCCUGUGUGUUAAAGGUACAGUUAGCAACGUUUCCUGGCAUUUAUCAAAUCAGAGGAAGUAGAAACGGCAAAAAAUAUCUAUGAGUAUCUUUAAACGAGUGUAAUCAUCUAAAUACUAAUAUUUUUGAUUUUCUUAAAGGGAUAUUCUGCGUAAAAUUAAUUUAGGGUCAAACCCACCAUAACACAGAGUUAGACCCCCCCUCCAGAGAUGAAUGUUGUCGACCGCUUCCUUCUCUAGUUAUACCAACUUUAGUAACGACCGCAGGAUAGUAAUACAGAGAGCCACGCCCCCAACCAAAACGCCACUCUAUAGACACGAAUAAUGCUCAGAACAGCACCUAACUUCAUCAACAGGACAUAUAGGGUCACAGACAUAGUACUAGACACCAAACAUCUUUUUAACUUUGACUCAUUUCUUUAGCAAAGAGACUAAACACAACUCACCUACUCUCUUCCAGCAGACGCUUGUUUGUAGCGAGACCUCAGGCCAGUCCAUUACAGACUACAGCGGGGUGCCACAGCUCAAGGAAGAACAUUUAUGAUCAUUUCUUUAUGGAAAUACAAUCAGACCGAGACGCUGAGGGGUAAAACCCACAGGAUUCGGAACGGCUCCACUCUGUUCCUGCCCGGCAGGCGGAUCAAAUCCACAAGCAUUAUAAUCAAUGCGAGUCAUUCCACAGAAUCUGUCCGCCGUCCUGCGGAUCAGCUCUGGCAGCCGGAUCAGAUAUGCAAGGCUACUAUUUUUGCUGGACGCCGCAGUACGGCGCAUCAAUUAGCUUGAAAAUAGGAGAGACCAGGGUUGUGGGAUGGGGGUGUUUAUAUACACCGAUCGGCCGAUGUCAUUCAAUGUCUCACGGGGAAACACGCAAGAUCUUGUGAGAUCUCGUCCAGUCUCAUGAGAACUAUCAGUAAUAUCGCUAGAGCUUCGCCUCGGAUGGCGGCAGCGGAUCGGAUCCAGAAGGCGCUGUAUGCUUGCGUAUUUGAUCCGCCUGCUGGUCCGGAGCGGAGCCAUUUCGGAUCCAGUGGGAAUCCAGGGUAAGACAGAAGAACUACCGCGUCUGUAAAAUGAUCAAUAUGGUGAUUAUUACUUCAAGGAAACGAUAAAGAAAUGAUCAUAAAUGUUCUUCCUUGAGCUGCGUCACCCCGCUGUAGUCUGUAAUGGACUGGCCUGAGGUCUCUCUACAAACAAGCGUCUGCUGGAAGAGAGUAGGUGAGUUGUGUUUAGUCUCUUUGCUAAAGAAAUGAGUCAAAGUUAAAAAGAUGUUUGGUGUCUAGUACUAUGUCUGUGACCCUGUAUGUCCUGUUGAUGAAGUUAGGUGCUGUUCUGAGCAUUAUUUAACGAACUCAGUGUUUUGGUGGGUUUGACCCUAAAUUAAUUUCACACCGGAAUAUCCCUUUAACCUAUAUAUCUCACUUUGUUGUAUAUCUCCUUAAAAUAACCGUGAUUAUGAUUUUUUCCAUCUUCCAGCAGUUCUUUGUUUUGGUCAUAAAACCUGUUUAGAAAGUCGAUGCUGUUUUCACUGUUUCUUAAAUCAAUAAAGGUGAUUAACCUCCUGAUCA
Messenger RNA from Xyrichtys novacula (pearly razorfish), 9399 nucleotides. The record is from the annotation of a GenBank genome assembly. NCBI's taxonomy places the organism in Eukaryota, Metazoa, Chordata, Actinopteri, Labriformes, Labridae.